AUGACGGACAACCUCAUCCUCUUAACCGGCGCAACAGGCUUCGUAGGCUACAAAACCCUCAUCACCGCCCUCGAAGCCGGCUUCCGCGUCCGCUGCGCUGUGAGAUCCAGAGCCGGCAUCGACAAGAUCCUAGCGGCGCCGAGCAUCAAAAGCAACAACCCAUCAAAAGACCAGCUCUCCUGGACAAUUGUACCCGACAUCUCCCACCCAGGCGCAUACGACGAGGCCGUCCAGGGCGUGACGUACAUCAUUCACUGCGCGUCCCCCGUGCCCACCUUCGGCAAAGACGAGCGCGUCGGAACGGAAGAGGAGGUGUACGUCAAACCCGCCGUCGCCGGCGUCCUCGGUCUCCUCGAGAGCGCCAAACGUCACGCGACAAACACCCUCACGCGCGUAGUCGUCACGAGCUCGAUCGUGGCCGUCAUUCCGAUGGAGUGCUUCAUGGGCCAGGGCCUAGACCGGCCGGCCAUUGAUGGAGAAUCCCGGGUGGCGACACCGGUCGCCCCGUUCGGAUCCGGAUUCGGAGCCUAUCGCGCGAGCAAAAUCGCCGCCCUGAGUGCUUCGGAGGCCUGGGUGAAGGAGCACGCUACAAGUACCAACUUCGACCUCAUCUCCGUCAUCCCGGCGUGGAUCUGGGGCCGCGACGAGCUAUCGACGACAGCCGAGUCGCUCCUUUCGGGGUCAAACAGCGUGCUGCUCGAGUACUUACGAGGCAGAAAGAGCGACACGCCCAUCCUCUCCAGCUUCAUCUCCGUCGACGACGUUGCUGCGGCACAUGUAAAUGCAUUGUCCCCAUCGGUAUCCGGCAAGCAGAGUUUCCUCUUGGGCAGGCAUGUAGCCAUAGAGGAAGCCAGGGCUAUCGCGAUGGAGAACUUUCCCCAGGCGUUUGCGGAUGGCGUCUAUAGCGCGGACGGCAGCCAACCGACUAUCAGCGUACCGACGGAUGCUUCCGAGGGCGAAAGACUGCUUGGCCGUAAGUUUGCAAGCGGGGAAGACAUGGUGAGGGAUGUAGCAGGCCAGUUCUCGCAGCUUGUUGCGAACUAG
Molecule: messenger RNA, 1044 nt
Organism: Colletotrichum paranaense
Lineage: Eukaryota; Fungi; Ascomycota; Sordariomycetes; Glomerellales; Glomerellaceae
Product: reductase
Exons: 1
Coding region: 1-1044 (347 amino acids)
Molecular function (GO): oxidoreductase activity, acting on the CH-OH group of donors, NAD or NADP as acceptor
Source: RefSeq, a predicted model, not a curated record